GCAUGAACACUGGGUGAAGGACUUAGACCUGUAUGAUGUGAUUCACUUUUUUGCUUUUUCAUGUAUAUUUCAGCUUGUACGUUGGCACUGAUUUGAAGGAUUUUUUUAAAAAAAAUAUUGGAAAUGGUAUGUUUUGUCCUACACAAGUCGCCGUAGUUGUGUGGUAUCAUAGCAACCCACAUUGCCCCGAAGGUAAUCAAAUAGCCGAGAAAUAAGGCCCGCUGCUAUUUUUUUUCUACUCUACCUUCUUCAUUUACAACUGGAUGGACAUAGUAUAAUUUAUGUAUAAUUAAUUAUCCAUGGGGUCGUGGUGUUAAACGUGUAAUUUCUGUUUGGAAGUAGCAGAAAUUGUCAUAUGUUAGCUCCAGCUCCCAGAGGAAAAUGGACCAAACUUCACAUCAUCGUAUUUAUGUUGAAAGAACCCUGGCUAUCAUCAAACCUGAUGCAGUUCAUACGUCCGAGGAGAUCGAGGAUGUUUUCCUGAAGUCGGGCUUCAUUAUCCUGCAGAAGCGGAGGCUGCAGCUGAGUCCUGAGCAAUGCAGCGAGUUCUACGCACACCAGUAUGGAAAGCUCUUCUUUCCCAGCCUGACGGCCUUCAUGAGCUCCGGCCCCAUUGUUGCUAUGACGCUGGCUCGAGACAACGCUAUUGCCCACUUGAAGUCCAUAAUAGGGCCCGACAACAUCUCCAAAGCCAGAGAAACUCAUCCAGAGUGCCUGCGAGCAAAGUAUGGUACUUCUGACCUGAAGAAUGCUCUUCAUGGCAGUGACUCGUUUCUCACAGCAGUGAGGGAGAUUAAAUUCAUGUUUCCAAACACUGUAAUCGAGCCCUUUCCGUCCAGAGGAGAAACCGAGGAGUACCUGAGCAAGAAUGUAAACCCAGUUCUCCUACGUGGACUCACUGAGCUCUGUAAGGAAAAGCCUCUCAAUCCCUGUAUUUGGCUUGCUGAAUGGCUCCUGAAAAAUGAUCCAAACCAGCCUCAAAUAUGUGACGGAGUCACUGUGGAAGAUGCACACUGACAGCCAGAGAGCAACAUAGGGAAGGAUGAUUACUAUUUUAACUUCUGUUUGCUUUUGACAAGUUCGUCUGUUCAAUGUUAUAAAUCUAUAUCAAGGAA
Molecule: messenger RNA, 1115 nt
Organism: Girardinichthys multiradiatus
Lineage: Eukaryota; Metazoa; Chordata; Actinopteri; Cyprinodontiformes; Goodeidae
Gene: nme5
Product: NME/NM23 family member 5
Exons: 5
Coding region: 382-1017 (211 amino acids)
Biological process (GO): GTP biosynthetic process; UTP biosynthetic process; negative regulation of oxidative stress-induced intrinsic apoptotic signaling pathway
Molecular function (GO): nucleoside diphosphate kinase activity
Source: RefSeq, a predicted model, not a curated record